Messenger RNA from Polyodon spathula (Mississippi paddlefish), 8767 nucleotides. Its product is annotated as ankyrin repeat domain-containing protein 26-like. The transcript has 44 exons. Bases 887 to 8128 code for a protein of 2413 amino acids. Lineage: Eukaryota; Metazoa; Chordata; Actinopteri; Acipenseriformes; Polyodontidae. The record is from RefSeq and is a predicted model, not a curated record. Gene Ontology annotation, molecular function: protein binding.
AUAGAUUCCUUCGUAACUCACGGCAACAGGUCACUAAGAAGAUACAGAAUGGGCCGAAAAAACGACAGUUGCUAUGUGUUAUACAUGUGUUUUGUUUUGCUACUGUAGCUUGUUUGUUUUUUAAUCAGUUUUAGUGUGUUUUUGUAUUUGUUUUUGUUUCGUUCUGCUACUGGAAUGACUGCGCUGGUGUACGCUGAGGGAGCUGGCUAGGAAUUCAUUUAUAAAAAGGACGUGUAUGUAAUAUAGCACAAGAGUUGUUAUUAGCUUAAUCCUUACACAAUAUGUUUAGUUAAAAAAGAUUAUACCAUACACACAUUUAAAUCAAAUUAAAGACAAAAAAGUAAUAGAUAACUUAAUACCAUAUGCGAUUACUAUGAACGCACAUUUAUUAUUGCAUUCAGUUUGAUAAUGCAAUCAUAAAUUACCACGUCAUACAUUUGUUAUUUAUAUUAGUUUAGAAUUAUGUGUUUUUACCUAAAUCUUAAAGUUAAUUUAAAUAUCGCGGGCAAAGCUGACGCGCAUACCAUUCUGCACCACAGCUGAAAGGAGCAUGCUAAUGACAUCAGCCAGAUUGCAUGCUACAGCAGGGUUGGUUGCCUAGGUAACAGACUCUGUAAAUUGAGCUGCUGCUGUGUUGAUGAUACAGAAUUCCUGCUCCUGGGUAAACCUAAACGUACCAACAUGAGAGGGAACGAAAAGGAACGUCGAAAUAAGUAAGGAUCAUGCCUUUAACAUCAUUAGCCCUGUCUGAUUUGCCUGUUUAUUUUUGGAGUGGAAAAGACGCCUGAUCUGAUGCACAGUUCACAAAUCCGUGAAACUGACAUAUGGGCAGUUCUGGACAAUGAUGCUUGACGUUUACAACAGUUUACAACGGCAAUAAUUCACAAUGAAAAAGCUAUUUAGCUUUGGGAAGAAAAAUAAAGGAUUUUCUCCCAAUACUUCUGAUACUGGCAGUGUGGUGUCUGCUGGAUAUGAGCUUAAGGAAAAAGAUCUAGGAAAGCUACACAAAGCUGCUUCUACAGGGGAUCUUUCCAAGCUGAAACAGCUUGGAAAGAAGCAUGACCUUAGCCAGCUGGACAAAGAAAACAGAACGCCUUUACAUCUUGCCUGUGCUUAUGGGCAUGCUGAUGUUGUACAUUUUCUGACGGAAAGCAAGGCCAAACUAAACCUCUGUGAUAACGACAACCGUUCCCCAUUAAUGAAGGCAGUACAGUGCCAACAGGAACGCUGUGCUAUUACCCUUCUGGAACAUUCUGCUGAUCCAAACCUUGUUGAUAUCAAUGGAAAUACUGCCCUUCAUCUCGCUGCCCUCAUCCCUGCCAUCUCUAUGGCCGUUCAGUUGCUGGAUCAUGAUGCAUGUGUAAAUGCUACAAACAAGGAAGGCUGUACCCCCCUGAUUUUGGCUGCUACAGAAAAUCAUCAGGAGAUGGUUGAGUUUUUAUUGAAAGAAGGAGCUGAUGUAGAUGCAAAAGACAAAUCAAAACGGACAUCAUUGAUGAUUGCUGCUAAUAAUGGGCAAAUUAGUUUGGUUCGGUUGCUCUUACGGUACGAUGCAGAUAUUUCCAUAAAGGAUGAUAAAGGUUGGAUAGCUGAUGACUAUGCAGUGAUGAAUGGACACCACGCUUGUUCACAUCUAAUAAUUGAGCAUGGAGCAAAGAAAAGACCACCCCAAUCCCCUCAUUUCUAUGGUACUAGUAAAGUGAAGGGUUCGUCUGUGUUCAGCAGUCCAAUCUGUGGUACUGAGUCAGGUUUUGCUGUGGGUGGACCAGCUACAGAUAAAGAAGAAUUUCAACAGUCUGCAAAGCAACAGUCAGGAGCAGGUGAUUCAGGGAAAGUUGGAGACAGUCUUUCACAAGAAGAAUCCGUUAGUAGGGUAUCAGAGAAGGAUGGGACAGGAGACUCUUGGCCUUCAUCAGAUGAAGGUGAAGAAUUGGAUUUUAGCCCAAAGAAACUACAAAAGCCAAGCUUGACAAAACUAAUGAAUGCCUCCCAGAAGAGCAAGAAUAAUGUUAAUGAGAAUCGUAAUGCCAGACCCCAACCUGUAGAGCAUUCAGAACCUUCUAUAUCAGGAAGUGAAGGAGAUACAGAGAAAGAGAGUGAGAAUGAAGAUGAGAGAGACCAUUCCCCUCCUAAGGCUUUUCCCACCUCCCUUCACCCAGCAAAACCUUCACCUGCCUCCUUUUCCAAACUUCCUCGGAUGACUUCCACCCCUCUCCAAAACGCCAAACAGGAGGAGUAUUCAGAAGCGGAGGAAGAAGAUGAAGAGGAGGAAUGUGAAGAUCUUCAUAUUUCUGGGAAAAUUCGAAAAGAAUCUGGCACAGUCGGCAGUGCUGUUCCACAGAAUGAUUUCGAUGAAAAGGGAAUUCCUGCAAAAAAUAUAAAAAGAGAAUCAGCCGAGGAGGAUGAAGACUCUCCCUGGGACUCCGAGUCUGCUUCUGGUAGUCCAAGGAAACAACAGAGUGGUACCUUAAACCCUGCAGUUAAGACAGAAACAGUGAUGCACAGUAUUUCCGAAGAGAAGAAUGAAGACAUAUUUUACAUUCCUUCUUUCUUAAGAGGAUCAAGAGACUAUAGGAUGGCUGUGCUAGAGGACUCAAGGAGUCUAGGCAGGCCAGUGAGCCGAUUGAGAUUGGAUUUAGGAAGAAAUUAUACUGAAAAGCAGAAAGAUGUAUUGAAGACCCCUUUGAAAAUCAAAGAGACUAUUUUUUCCAGUCUAGCUUUAUCCAAAGAGACAAGAGAAAAGCAGAAGACUGACUUCAUGGAGGAACUUGGUUUGGAUGAUGCAGAUGAUAUUGAAGAACAUGAGAAAUUGUCUAAAGAUGCUUCAGAUUGGGACUCUGCUAGCAUUGCAAGUAGAAAUCUGCCUGGCUGUAAAAUCACGUCGCCAGUUCAUGAGGAAAUAAGUGCAAAACUGUCAGAGCCAGAGUUAUCCACACCACAAAGGAAGACCCAAAAUGUAGUACAGUGUGCCAAAGCAGAUCAGGAAACCACUGCUGAAAAGAGCCUGUCUCCCUCAAACUCUCCUCCACCGCCAAGAUCCUUUCGUUCUGUGACACAGCCACCACCACAAGCACAACCGCUACCAUGUUCUAAGUUAUUAGCUGUAAAAACAGAUAGCGAAGAAGAUUCAUAUUGGGAUUCAGAAGAUGGUGGUGUUCCAUCUGGUAAAGAAAAGUCUGGGAGACUUCCGAAACUUCCAGUACAAAACUGUGCUACCAGUAUGCCAGAACCUAGUGAUGAAGUGUUGUCCUCAGAAGAAGACGACCAUGAAAACAGUGCUCACCUAAAAAAAGAAGUUAAACAGUCUUUCUCUAUGUGUCUACCAAUGCUGCUGAAGGACAAAGAACAGUUAGAAACCCCUUUGGCAGUGCUAAUUAACACAACUCCUGACGGGGCAGACCAAGCAGAUAACCUACUCAAACAGCAGAACCAAGAAGGAAGUGAAAAUCAAACCACAGAUACAGUGUAUCUGUCUGCAGCCAGCUCUGCUGUGCCAUGGGAGGAGAGAUAUGAAAAAAUCUGGGUAGAAAACGAAAAAAGAGAAGUAAAAUCCCAUUACAAGGAUGUAGCAGCUGAGUUGAAGAAGUUGUUUGGAGAGAUCUGUUUGGAACAAUCCAGCAAGCCAAGUUCCAUAUCGACACAUUUAAGAGUAGAUCUUAAUAAUGAAGAUGAUUCUAGUAAUGGUGAGAUUGUACACCAGAUGGCAAAGACCCAAAGUGGAAUAUUGCAACCGAUUCUAGAACAGGAGUCCAGUUUAGAAGAAUCUAUUACAGAACCCUCUAAGCCAGAACUGAAAGGUAGUAAAAUACCAGAUAAAGCAGUAAACUCAAACAAACAAGCUGAAUAUCUCUCUAAAGAAGAUGAGAAUGAAAUACAACCAUUAGUACAAAAAAGAGAAAACAAUAUUGCUGGCUAUGACACAGACCUGGACUCUGGUUCUGAGCAAUGCAGCCUUGAUGGAAGUGGUUCUGUUGAAAACAAUACAAACCCUGGCCAUAGUAAAAACUCCAAGGAAAGAGACGAUGACAAAUACCGAGAUUUUGUGAAUACUGGUCAGAAGAAAACUCCAUUACCUGAAGGUGAUUUUGAACUGACCCCCACCUCUCAAUCCGUUUGUGCACCAGCUUCUAAAUACCCAUCAGAUGAUGAGCUUCAGGAAGAUAUGCAGAGGUUUAAUAAUGAGGUUGAAGGAGAAAAGAAAAAGAAACUCCUGGGAAUGCAAAAAUCAAAUGCAAUUAAGAGUUUAGAGGGACCAAGAAAUGUAAACGGAGAAACUGGGGACGAAACAGAGAAGAUUAUACAGCACAAAGCCAUGCAAAGACUACAGCCUAAAAGAAUGCAAGGUUCUGAAAUACUAGACACUUGUAAUCAAAAGGACCAAAAGCAGCUCUACAACCCAAGGAGUAAUAUUAAACAAAGAGCAAAUGGAACACAAGCUAAAAGAGAUGACCUUUUCUCGGAUGAGGAUAAUAAACGGAUUUCAGAACUGAACACAGCUGGCAGGCAGCCACAGCAAGCUACCUUUGUUAAUGGAGAUCAGCUUUCUGUAUUUGAUGAUAGUACUUUAAGUGAGAUGUCAGAAGAUGGAGGAAGGCCAACAAUACCCCACAAUUGGAAAAGCAAGAGCAAUAAACAAGUGGAAGUUGCAGAUGACUUUGAUGACUUCACCCAGUCCUCUGACACUGCUACAGACAGCAUGGAAUCACCUACCUUAGGAUACAGAAAUGCGUCUUUGUUGAUUAAGCAACUUGAAACUGGUACAAUAGAUUCUGUAACUUUGGUCAAAAUUCAGAACAUGUUCCAUGAAUAUGAGCGCACCAUUGAGAGAGAGAAAGGGCGCUAUAGUCUGCUGUCAGAUAACAUCGCUCAGCAAGUAAAAGAGAGGAAAGAACUACAGAAGGCACUGGAGGAUAUCCAGGAAGUGAAGUCCACCCUGGAACACCAGCAGGUGGAAUGGGAGACUGAUCUUAACACCCAAAAGUUUAUUCUGAAACAGGAGCAGGAGAAGCAUAAGAAUGCUGAAAUGCUGUAUGAGAAGAGCAGAGAGCAACUGCGAAAGAAAGAGGAGCAGUUCCGCAAGGAGGUGGAGGCAAAACAGCAGCUGGAGCUAGCCUUGAGGAACCUGGAGAUGGAGAUGAGAGCCUUGAUUAGUAACAUGAAGCAGCUUGAAGAUGAGCGGAACGAAGUGCAACGCUUGUUGUCUCAGGAACGCAGUGCCAGGGCUCUGCAGGAAGGAAUACUAAACAACCACCUUCAUAGACAAAAGGAAAUUGAAGAGGAAAACAAAAAGACUGUCACAAAAAGCACAGAGGUGUUUUCCCAGCUCUCUGAAGUGAGUGACAGAGAAAAGGAUCUGCUUCAGCAGAACCGCAGUCUUCAAGAUGAGAUAUCUGUGUUGAAGCUGGAGCUGGAUCGGGUUCGAGCCCGUAGCCAGGAAGAGGAGGGGCGGUACCUUGAGGAGAAUGAGGCUCUGAAAGAAAAAAUUGAAGAUUUGAAACAAGAUCUAAAACUAAACGAAGAAGCCCUGGCACAGACUGUCUUGCAGUACAGUGGACAGCUGAAUGCUCUGAAGACAGAAAGCACCAUAAUGACAUCCAAACUGGAGCAGGAGAAGCAAAAUAAAGACAAGCUAGAGGCAGAUGUGGAGUCUUUGCAUACACAACUGACCUCAGCACUCCAGGAGCUUGAACGCAGUCAGUCUGGCAAAGUGGAUGCUGAGCGAACCUUCCAGCGAGAGCGAGAUGAGUGGCUGCGCCUGCAAGAAAAGCGCACUCAUGAGACCACAAGCCUGCGGGAUUCCCUUAACAGCUUGUCACAACAGCUCAGCAAAGCGGAAGCGAAGGCUAACUCUCUGGAGAAUGAGUGUCACCGUGCCACUCUGUCCAACACAGAGAAAUCGCUCCUAUUAGAAAGCAUGCAGCGCGAGCGAGAGCAAGCCCAGUCCCGCCUGAAAGAGCUGGAGAGCUUACUGCAGGCUGAGAAAGAACAGACAAGCAAGUCCUCAGUUCGACAGGAAUCCAUGCAAGAAAGGAUGGCCCAGGCGCAGAGUGAAAACAUACUACUGCGUCAGCAACUAGAAGAGGCGCAGAACAAGGGAAUCAUCAAGGAGAGGACAGUGAGCGACGUACAGGAACGCUUCAAUGACAUCUUAACAAACCUGCGGGCAGACAGUGAAGGGAGGGUUCAGAUUGUGGAAGACAGGAACAAGGAACUUAUGGCCAAAAACGUUGAACUCAGGGAGCAGGUCUAUGAGCACCAGAAUGAAAAAACAGAGAGAGAGGCUGCUUUAAGGCAACUACAGCAGGAACUUGCUGAUGCUCUGAAGAAAUUGUCCAUGUCUGAGGCAUCACUGGAGGUCAACACUCGCUAUCGCAAUGAUCUUGAGGCAGAAAAAAUUCGCUUUCAGAAAGAUGUCGACAGGCUAAAAGGAAAGCUACAGGAAAUGGAAGACCAGUUCAUUCAGUCAGAGCGUCGGAUUCACGAAUUAAAGAAUGCCCUGGAUGACAAAGAGCGACAGGUUAUUGCCUCCUCACAGAAGCUGCAGGAGAUUCUGUCUGCAUCCUCUGGAACAGAGAAGAGAGUCAAGCAGUUGGAUGAACAUAUUCAAAGACUUGAAAUUGAAAAUGCCAGAUUGGAGGCUACAGCCAAACAGCAGACAAAUAGAAUAGAGGUUCUGCAAAAAGAAGUGCAAGAGUCUGCUUCGGUGCGGAAUCGUUUAGAGGAUUUGGUUACAAAUUUACAAGGAGCCAAGAUCAGUUUAGAAGAGCAGCUUAAUCAAGAGGCUCAAAAACAAAGUAUGCUGUCGCAUAAUGCACAAGACUCGCAUCUCCUCUGGGAAGAAGAACUGAAGUCAAGAGCCAAACUAGGGCAUAGACUGGCUCAGCUAGAAAGAGAAAAAGUUGAAGUGACAAGCCAGAUGGAAACAGAAAAGAAAAAGACUAAAAAGAUAGCAGAGCUAAAGCGAUCUACAGAGGCAAGGCUUGACCAGGAGAUGAAGAGAAACAGUGAACUUCAAAAGGAAAUGAACAGGAUGAGAACACUUGUUAAAACCGCCAAGAAAAAGCAGAAGCAGCAAGACACUGGAGAGUUUGCAUCCCAGCUCGGCAGCAUUCGGGGGGAACUGGAUAACAGACACCUGGAGACUAAUGCUAGAUUAAAGUCUAAGAUUGAUGAACUCUCCCAGCAAUUAGAAAAAGAAUCCUUACAAUCGACAAGGCUAGAAUCCACCAACAGUGAUUUGAGGGAACAACUGUCUUCAAUGAAAGCACUGCGCAAAAGCCAUGAGAAGCUGGAGAGGAGCAAGAGGCAACUUGAAGAGGAGCUGUCAAGUGUUCAUCGCCAAAUGGAAACAAUGAUAGAGCAAUGCAGACGAGAGGCCGAGGAAAGGGCUAGACAGGAAAUAAGGCAAAAACUUGAAGAAGUCAAUCUGUUUUUGCAGACACAGGCAGCCUCUCAAGAAGCCUUAGAACAAAUAAAAGCCACCAAUGAAGCAACUUUAAGAAACCAGCUGGAACAAAGAAUACGAGACCUUGAGGGAGAGCUGAGUAGAGCACAGAGUACACAGCAGAACAGCUUGAGCCAGCGGGACUCAACGCAGACCGAGCUGGAGAGAUACAAGGAGCUUUAUUCACAAGAAUUAAUAUUACGCAAGUCCUUGGCAGCCAAACUAGACAGAUCGAAUGAGAGGCUGGCUGAAGCCAACACUAAGCUGCUGAAUGAGCGUCAGCGCAACAAGUCGUUCAUAGCUAGCAGCAUUGUAAACGGGAGCCUGACUGCAAGUCCUGUCCUUGACAUGAAUCGGCUUCAGGGCAGCAUCGGAAACUUUGGUGGCACUCUGGGCCCCCUUAAUAGAAAUCUAGGGCUUGGAGGAAGUUUCCUGAACCCAGUGGGAGAUGGCUCGUCUCUAAACAGCAUGGAUGCUUACAUAGCAAAGAUGCAAAAUGAAUUGGAGAAAAGCAUCACAAAGGAACUAGACCAUGCCACAGCUGAUCUGGACGGUGGAUCUACAAGAAUGUCUCCUGUUGGAUCAGCUGCAGGCUCUCUAAAAAGCCUAAACCUUGACCAGGAUCCUGUUGCCAGAGCGACUCAGCAAUACUUAGAAGUCUUAAAGAAAAACUACAUGAUAUAAAUAGAAGAUUAUGCAUGUUCCAUGUUUACAUUAAAUGUCAGUUCAAUGUGAAUAAUAUUUUAAAACAAAUAUUGAAUGUAAAAAAUAGAAAACAAAAUCAUUACAGGGAAAAAACGUUGUUUUUAAGUGUCUUCAUAUGUAGAGCCAUAUUUUCAUUAAAUCAGCAUUACUGAUAUAAACCUGUAAUUCAACUGUUCCAGGCUACUUUUUAUGUAAUAAACACCACAUCCUUCAAUUUUUUUUUAUAUGUAUACCCUAUUUUAUUUUUAUGCAAUGGAAUAUUUGUUUUGUAUUUUACGGUUUCUUCCAUUUUCCAAGCAGUAUUAGAUGCAUACUUGCCAAGGUAUUUGUAGACUCACUACAUUUUGUACAUUCCAUUAAAUGGUGCAACAAUCAUUUAUUUUUGUUUUUAUGUGGGUUUUAUUUGAAAACUUUUAUGACAUUUGGUGUAAUGAUGGUAUUCGGUCUGACUGCGAUUAGUUAUCAAUUUAUUAACAGGAAACUGCAGACAAGACUUUUCUUUUUCAUUGUUUAAAACAAUUUAACUAUUUUACAGAGAAGAAAGAUUGACAUAUUCAUUUCCUUUGGAUGUAUGUAAUAUAGGUCACUUCCAUGCACUGAAGAGUGGCUUUUGAUAAC